GUCGCGCCUCCCAGCAGCAGCAUUCCAUGCCCAGCAAUUGAGCAGCCCAUCUUCGUCCAAUUUACCGUGGUACACAUUAUACGCCUUUGAACAGGCGAACCGCACUUCUUCUUUCUUUAUUGCCAUAUGUGCUCGAGUUAUCCCCAGACGGAUUCAGAAUCGAUGGUGCCUCUGCAAUCCUGAAAGAGAUAUUAGUUCUUCGUCCCGGCAACUGACCAUGGAUCCUUCCAAUUCUCAAUCCUCUGCCGACGCGCCUGUCGCGCGCACCAAGGCGCGCACCGAAAGCCUGUCGCAGAAGUCGGACGACUCGCAGACUGCUGCCGACUUCCUCCGGGAUCAGAUGCAGCUCGAGGCCGAGGCCCGCGAAGCCUUGCCUUACAGCAUCGAACAUUGCACCAAGCCCCUGGGCCCUCUCCGACAAAGCGUCUUCGCCUGCUUAACCUGCAACCCCCCGCCUGCGAACCCCUCGGAUCCUUACAACAACCCGGCGGGCGUUUGCUAUGCCUGCUCCGUCCAAUGCCACGGCGAGCACGCCCUGGUCGAGAUCUUCACCAAGCGGAAUUUCACUUGCGACUGCGGCACCACGCGCUUCCCCAAAACCAGCCCGUGCAACCUGCGCAUCAACCCAGAAACAAACACCAAGGGCGGGGUCCACUCAGAGGAGCCCAGUCCCAACAACAAGUACAACCAAAACUUUCGAAACCGAUUCUGCGGUUGCGAGUGCGAUUACGAUCCGUUUCAGCAAAAGGGUACCAUGUUCCAGUGCUUGGGGCUGGGAACCCACGAGACGGGCGGCUGCGGCGAGGACUGGUGGCACCCCGGUUGCGUGGUUGGCCUGGGCCCAAAGUGGUAUGAGAAUAUGGCGACAGAGAAGGUGAAGCCGGAGGCCAAGGACACAGAUGGUCCGCUUCCUACGACCACGGAGGAUGCCCAGACUGCGGACCGGAACGGUGCCGCAACGGGCGACGAGGCGGAGGAGGAAGACGACGACCCCCCACCUCCGCCGGGCUUUCCAGCCGAGGAUGAGUUCGAAAGCUUCCUCUGCUACAAAUGCGUCGAGGCCCACCCUUGGAUCAAGCGAUACGCCGGCAACCCCGGUUUCCUAGCGCCCGUCUACUUCAAGCAAGGGGGGGAGGCGGGUCAGGAGGAACCCACCCCGGCUGCCGCUCCGGCGGCCACCAAUGGCGAUCUGAACCGCGACUCCAAGAAGCGCAAAGCCGAGGACGGCGACGCCGAGUCUCAAACAUCAAAGCGCCCCAAGAGUGAAGUCGAUACGGCCGAGCCCGCAGGAGCAGCUGCAUCCACCACCCCAACAUCCUCCACCACAACCCCAACCGACGCCAAUACCGACGCCAAAUCGGACGCCAAAAGGGAAGCGACCCCGACCUGCAAGCUCGCCUCCCUUCCCCCGCCACCCCAGACCGACACCCCCUUCUCCCUCUUCCUCACCUCCGACUUCCGCGACCACCUCUGCCACUGCGCCUCCUGCUUCCCCCUCCUGGCGCCGCACCCGCAGCUGCUCGAGGAGGAAGAGACGUACGAGCCGCCCGUCUCGGAGGACGGCGACGGCGACGGCGACGGCGCCGGCGGCGGGUCGCAGGGGGCGGACGGCGGCUCGACCAGCAACGGCGGCGGCAGCCUCUACGACCGCGGCGAGUCGGCCCUGCGCAACAUCGACCGCGUGCGCGCCAUCGAGGGCGUCAUGGCCUACCAGCACCUCAAGGACAAGCUCAUGCCCUUCUUCCAGCAGUUCGCCGAGAGCAAGCAGGUCAUCAGCGCCGAGGACGUCAAGGAGUACUUUGCCAAGCUGAGGGGCGAUGACCAAGCCAUCAGGGAGGCCGGGGAGAGGGUCGGGAGGGAAGGCGGUGGCGGUGGCAGUGGCAGCGGUGAUGAUGGUGGUGGUGGUGGCGCUGGGGGGGAAGAUACGAGGAGGGAGCAGAGCGGGUAUUGAAGCUUGGUUGUGCGAUGAAACUUGGCUUUCGUUUAUCUUGUUCGCUUUCUUUUUAGCUUGGCUCGGGUUGGAUUCGGUCCCGUUCUGGGUUCGGGAAACUGCGUUUGCUUGCGGGCCGCGUUCGGAUGAAGGAGGUGAGGGCGUCUGCGUCUGGCUAUUGUUGUCUCUCACCGCAUACGAUUUGCUGGUUACUCUGGGGCGGAACUUAUCUUCUUGAUGAUGACGAUGAUGAUGAUGAUGGUGCUCUGGAGCUCACAAUUGUGUCUGUGUAUGUAUGUAUGAUCACAUCUGAACGAGCUUGUCAUCCAGGGCAGUAUUCUUCUACCCCCCGCCAGAAGACAUGAAUGCCUGCAUCUGUCGUUUACUCCGUCGUCGCUAGGAAAUAUUGACUUGCCAUGUGCAGAUUUUCACGGCAGGUCUCGAGUGUAGGACACUCGGAUGUGAUUUAACCCUCG
Molecule: messenger RNA, 2406 nt
Organism: Thermothelomyces thermophilus ATCC 42464
Lineage: Eukaryota; Fungi; Ascomycota; Sordariomycetes; Sordariales; Chaetomiaceae
Exons: 3
Coding region: 218-1951 (577 amino acids)
Cellular component (GO): cytoplasm
Molecular function (GO): ubiquitin protein ligase activity; zinc ion binding
Source: RefSeq, a predicted model, not a curated record